Messenger RNA from Gadus chalcogrammus (walleye pollock), 924 nucleotides. RefSeq names its product interferon-induced protein 44-like. The transcript is spliced from 6 exons. Bases 1 to 729 code for a protein of 242 amino acids. The record is from RefSeq and is a predicted model, not a curated record. Lineage: Eukaryota; Metazoa; Chordata; Actinopteri; Gadiformes; Gadidae.
AUGAAACAAGACACCAAGAAGCAUCUUCGGAUUCUACUCUACGGCCCGGGUGGAAGUGGGAAAUCCAGUUUCAUUCAUUCUGUUGACAGUGUUUGUCAGAACAGGAUAACCUGUCCUGCGGAUGCCUGCAGCUCUGGCCACACCGUCACUGUCACGGUAUUGUUCCUGGCAUACAAAACAUAUCAAAUUGAGAAAGAGGUGGAAGGCCAAUAUUACCCGUUCGUCUUCAACGUCAUGGGCUUGGAAAGCAAGGGAGGAGUCUGUGAGGAGGACAUCAAACACGCCAUGCAAGGACACCUGAAGGAGGGUUACAAGACACCUGAUAUAAAUGACAAGGCAGACAUACUGGUCUGUGUUGUUAGGGCAGACACUUUUAUGUCGAGAGGUGAUACCCUGGCCAAGAUGAACCGCAUCACAGCAGCUGCCAGAGACUAUGGGAUUCCACAGAUGGCCAUUCUGACACAUAUUGAUGAAGCCUGUCCACUCGUUAAAGAAAGCAUUAAAAAUGUCUACAAAAGCAAUCACAUUAAGAUGAAGUCUUUUCAGAUGGAGCACCUCCACAAUGAGCUGGGAAUUCGGUUAACCAACAUCUUUCCUGUGAAGAACUACCAUGAAGAAAUGGACUUGAAUGGUGACAUUGAUAUGGUGAUACUAAGAGCACUGAGACAAAUUAUUCAAAUUGCAAAAGACCAAGUAAAAAGGGCACAAAAAGUAGGAAUGGGCGGUUAAAGUAUUUCUAAUUAUAAUUCAAAUAUAUGGAUUAGGACGACUUUUUAAAAUCUAUAUGAAGAAAUGCAUACAUUAACUUUUUCUUAAUCAAGUGUAGUGAUUUUAAUCGGGCAUUUACGGUGGCGCCACCAGUUCCACCUUCUCUGAGGUCCCGUAGUUCCUAGUAAAGCCCCUUCCUCUUCAGAAAAAGUAAAA